Chrysochloris asiatica (Cape golden mole) is the source of this 1162-nucleotide messenger RNA. It is a transcript of the gene SIX2, whose product is annotated as SIX homeobox 2. Gene Ontology annotation, biological process: regulation of transcription by RNA polymerase II; kidney development. The coding region runs from base 272 to 1162 and encodes 296 amino acids. The transcript is spliced from 2 exons. Gene Ontology annotation, molecular function: DNA-binding transcription factor activity, RNA polymerase II-specific; RNA polymerase II cis-regulatory region sequence-specific DNA binding. The record is from RefSeq and is a predicted model, not a curated record. NCBI's taxonomy places the organism in Eukaryota, Metazoa, Chordata, Mammalia, Afrosoricida, Chrysochloridae. Gene Ontology annotation, cellular component: nucleus; transcription regulator complex.
CGGCGGGCGGGCGCGUAGCAUGCUGAGCGGCGCCCCAGGCGGCCCAGCGGUUUGGGCGAGGUCUUCGGCGAGGCGCACAGAGAGGCGCGGGCCCCACGACAGGCGCGGGGCCGCACUGCAGUGACUAGGGGCUCGCCGGGAGCCGGCGCGGAGCUAGGGGGGCCCGCCCCGCCCGCCUCCUCUGCCGGGACAGCCAGGGGAGGAGGCGCCCAUGCGGGGCCGCGCAGCACGGUGAGGGCGCGCUCGGGCGGGCGGGGGCGCAGCCGGCACCAUGUCCAUGCUGCCCACCUUCGGCUUCACGCAGGAACAAGUAGCGUGCGUGUGCGAGGUGCUGCAGCAGGGCGGCAACAUCGAGCGCCUCGGCCGCUUCCUGUGGUCACUACCGGCUUGCGAGCACCUCCACAAGAAUGAAAGCGUGCUCAAGGCCAAGGCCGUGGUGGCCUUUCACCGCGGCAACUUCCGCGAGCUCUACAAAAUCCUGGAGAGCCACCAGUUUUCGCCGCACAACCACGCCAAGUUGCAGCAGCUGUGGCUUAAGGCGCACUACAUCGAGGCCGAGAAGCUGCGCGGCCGGCCCCUGGGCGCUGUGGGCAAAUACCGCGUGCGCCGUAAAUUCCCCUUGCCGCGCUCCAUCUGGGACGGCGAGGAGACCAGCUACUGCUUCAAGGAAAAAAGUCGCAGCGUUCUGCGCGAGUGGUACGCGCACAACCCCUACCCUUCACCCCGCGAGAAGCGCGAAUUGGCCGAGGCCACCGGCCUCACCACUACGCAGGUCAGCAACUGGUUCAAGAAUCGGCGGCAGCGCGACCGGGCGGCGGAGGCCAAGGAAAGGGAGAACAGCGAGAAUUCCAACUCCAACAGCCACAAUCCACUGGCUUCGUCGCUGAACGGUAGCGGCAAGUCAGUGCUAGGCAGCUCCGAGGACGAGAAGACGCCGUCGGGAACGCCAGAUCACUCGUCGUCCAGCCCCGCUCUGUUGCUCAGCCCGCCGCCACCACCCGGGCUGCCGUCCCUACACAGCCUGGGCCACCCUCCAGGCCCCAGUGCCGUUCCCGUGCCGGUGCCGGGAGGAGGCGGUGCGGAUCCACUGCAGCACCACCAUAGUUUGCAGGACUCCAUCCUCAACCCCAUGUCGGCCAACCUCGUGGACCUGGGCUCCUAG